This is a messenger RNA of Kickxella alabastrina, 811 nucleotides long. RefSeq lists its product as uncharacterized. Lineage: Eukaryota; Fungi; Kickxellomycota; Kickxellomycetes; Kickxellales; Kickxellaceae. The transcript is spliced from 2 exons. The record is from RefSeq and is a predicted model, not a curated record. Bases 196 to 633 code for a protein of 145 amino acids. Gene Ontology annotation, molecular function: DNA-binding transcription factor activity. Gene Ontology annotation, biological process: regulation of DNA-templated transcription.
CCGGCCUCUUUUGCUUUUGUACUUCCUACAAAAAUUGCAAUGACUAUUGUCAUGCCAUGUCUCGUCUUUUGAUUUUAUGUAUUUUAUGCAGCACUGAUUUCUAAUUGUGUAUUUUUUGCGCCAGACACUCUCAACACCUUUUUGGUUGCAAUAUUUUAUUAUUCAGAUUGUAGAGCCGCCAUAAUCGUUUUAUCAAUGUCGACGGGGGACAACCAAAGGCAUAAUGCCCUGCCCUCUCCUAAUGCAGUCCCAGCAUUUGCGCCCAUCAAGCCACGAGGAGAUCCCGAUGAGCACCGUCAGGCAAUGACCGAGGAGAUUGCCAUUCAGCAAAACGAGCUGAUAUCCCAGCGAAGAAAAAGAAACACCCAGGCAGCAGCACGCAUGCGUGAACGUCAGAAGCAGCGCGAGCAAAAUCUCAUUGAGCACCACAAUAAGCUCAUCAGUGAGAUGAAGCGUUUGGAGACAGAGUUAUCGUCUAUAAAAGCUCAGCGACAGCAGCCAGAAGUUGAUGAGGACCACGACAGUAUGCUGCAAAGGCUGUCGGAUGAGUUGGAGAUAGCAAACUCAGCCAUGGUUCAGAUCAAGGAUGAGGUCGAGAAGCUCGUAGACAUUGCAAAAUCAAUUGAUAUCUGACUGCACCAUUUGGGCGUGGACAAAGCUAGACCUUAUUAUAAUGCGGUUCAUAUUUUUUUACAUAUGAAGCUUAUACAAAACCUACUAUCCUACACCACAUGCUAAACCCGCCGUAAUAUUCAAAUCAAUAGCGACAAGAUCAACCCCGAAAAUGCCUUUAUUUGGUGGGAAGUCCGUG